This is a messenger RNA of Cylicocyclus nassatus, 634 nucleotides long. Lineage: Eukaryota; Metazoa; Nematoda; Chromadorea; Rhabditida; Strongylidae. The record is from the annotation of a GenBank genome assembly.
AUGGGUGUCCACAUGCUGCGCAUUCUCGUUGUUCUCGCACUACUAUCCUGUACAAUUAUGGCCGACAAGGAGCACAAAGGUGGAAUGGUCGGUGGAAUGACAAAGCAGGAUCCCAAUGACAAGGAGUUUCUGGAAAAAGCAUGGAAGGCUACGAAAGGCAUCAACGAUGACGCAUCUAACGCUGGCCCAUACCAUCUGAUGCCCAUCAAGGUUCUCAAAGCCGAAUCCCAAGUUGUAGCUGGAGUACGAUACGUGUUUGAAGUACUUUUUGGUGAAUCAAAAUGCAAGAAAGGGCAUGUUGCUGCCACUGAACUUUCCGCAGCUAAUUGCGAGCUGAAGGAAGAUGGAAGGAAAAUGCUGUAUAAAGUGGAACUCUGGGAGAAACCAUGGGAGAACUUUGAGCAAUUCAACGUAGAGAAGAUUCGGGAUGUUGAACCUCAUGAAAGUCUCUGAAGUAUCUAUUAUACUUAUACAUUCACUGGCAUUGUAUGUAAACGCAUUUUGUACAUUUCUGUAAGAAGUGAUGUUUUAUGGUAGUUCACACUUUGUAAUGAUUGCCUCUGCUCACGAAUAAAUAUUUUAAUGUACCUCUCUAUCAGUUAUCUGAACCGUAGUUAACAUGGUAAUGCUCUGC